Molecule: messenger RNA, 1479 nt
Organism: Aureobasidium melanogenum CBS 110374
Lineage: Eukaryota; Fungi; Ascomycota; Dothideomycetes; Dothideales; Saccotheciaceae
Product: putative tetrahydrofolylpolyglutamate synthase
Exons: 3
Coding region: 1-1479 (492 amino acids)
Biological process (GO): tetrahydrofolylpolyglutamate biosynthetic process
Cellular component (GO): cytoplasm; mitochondrion; cytosol
Molecular function (GO): ATP binding; tetrahydrofolylpolyglutamate synthase activity
Source: RefSeq, a predicted model, not a curated record
AUGCAGGGUGACUACAAUGCAGCCGUAGCGGCAUUGAACACGCUGCAGAGCAACUUUUCCAUCGUCGACGCCAUCCGCAAGUCUGGAAGGGCCAUGAACCAAAAUGCCAUCCCUGAGAUGAUCGAAUGGGUCAAGAAGCUCGGCUAUGAGCCCGCCGACUUCGACAGACUGAACGCCGUCCAUGUCGCCGGAACAAAAGGCAAAGGUUCGACCAGCUCCUUUGUCUCGUCCAUCCUCGGUCAAUACGUCGCAGAAGGGAAAGUCAAGAAGACCGGUCUCUACACUUCACCCCACUUGCGAUUCGUGCGCGAGCGCAUCCAGAUCAACAACAAGCCCUUGACUGAGGAGCAAUUUGCCAAAUACUUCUUCGAGACGUGGAACAGACUCGAAGCUGCCGCAAAAGCUGCUGGCCAUGCCGAUCCCACCAGCAAGGACACCAAGCCUGUCUACUUCCGCUUCUUGACCUUGAUGGCACUGCAUACGUACAUAAGCGAAGGUGUCGAUGCUGCUGUCAUAGAGUGCGGUAUUGGAGGCGAGUUCGAUAGCACAAACAUUCUCGUCAAGCCCAGCGUCACUGCUGUCACAAGCCUGGGCAUCGACCAUGUUGCCAUGCUGGGCGACACAAUCGAUAAAAUCGCCUGGCACAAGGCUGGUGUCUUCAAGCCUGGCGUCCCUGCUUUUUCUGCGCCGCAACCUGACGAAGCCAUUCGUGUGCUACACGAGCGUGCCGCCGAAAGAAACACCAAGCUCGAGGUUAUCAGCACCCAUCCCGAACUCGAAAACAUCAAACUGGGUCUUGCCGCAGACUUCCAAAAGACAAAUGCCUCUGUCGCCAUCGCCGCCGCUGCUGCAUACCUGCGCCGCAUGGGCGUCGAAGACCUGCCCACCUCCACCUAUCUACCUCCAGCCUUCCGCAAAGGCCUCGAAGAAGUCCACUUAGGCGGUCGUUGCGAAACACGCGCAGACACCACUACACCAAACCUGAAAUGGCACAUAGAUGGUGGCCACACACUCGAGAGUAUCGAGCUAGCCGCCCGCUGGUUCGGCAGCCUCAUCUCGCCAUCCACAACAUCAUCCACUCGCAUCCUGAUCUUCAAUCAGCAGACGCGUGACGCCUCUUCACUGGCAUUGAAGCUACACGAGACUCUCGUAUCUGCCUUGGGCGAUCAAAAACCUUUCUCUCACGCCUUCUUCUGCACAAACACCACCUACGCCGAGUCAGGCUUCCGUCCCGACCUCACGAGCAUGAACACCAACGCUUCAGAUGUCGAGACUUUGAGUGUGCAGAAUGCUCUUGCCGAGACUUGGAGGGGUGUAGAUGAGACGUGUGAUGUGCGUGUGCUCAGAACAGUCGAAGAUGCCGUCAAGACUGCUAGAGAAGUUGCCGGACAGCACAACGAUGAGGUUAUGGUGCUUGCUACCGGUAGUCUGCAUUUGGUUGGUGGUGUGGUCGAGGUGCUUGAGGGUGGUAAUGCUUAG